Molecule: messenger RNA, 237 nt
Organism: Alternaria atra
Lineage: Eukaryota; Fungi; Ascomycota; Dothideomycetes; Pleosporales; Pleosporaceae
Exons: 3
Coding region: 1-237 (78 amino acids)
Source: RefSeq, a predicted model, not a curated record
AUGCCUAUUUCCAAGAAGGACAGAAUCCAGCGCGAGCAUAAGAAGGCCGACAAGGCUGGCACCCGCGCGCCGGUCAAGGCAAACGGCCUUCCCGUCAAGGCGCCUAAGCCGACGUCCAUCUGCCAGAACUGUCGCCGCGAGAUCGUUAACACCAACAAGGCGCAGCUCGAGGCCCAUGCCGCUAGCCACGACGCCACGCUGUGGCCUAAGGAGAAGUGCUGGCCAAACGACUUCUGA